UUUUUCUGGCAUGCGUAUCGUGUAUUCCACCAUAUUUGUUUACUUUCUGCAGUCGAUUCAAUCAAAUUUUUUAAAAUGUUGACUUCAGAAAAGAUAAAAUGACGUAAAGAUUAGGCAAGGAGCAUCGGAUUUUGUCCUAAAACUUAAGCGAAGUUAACUUUUGGGAUUAGGUCGUUAUAAAUUUUGUAAAGACACUACACGAGGUGAUCGACCACCACAUGACAAGUGUCGGUCAUAUUAUUUUUGUCUUCACUUGGAUAUAAUUAAUAAGUCAACUACUGAUUGCACCUAAUGUAUCAGUCAGAGUGAAAUAUUAAUUUGAGACAUUUUUAAAUCCGAUGUGACGCUACAAUCUAGUAGAAUGGGCAAUACAUCACAAAAAUCUCGCCAUGUGUCUGGCGAUGAAUCUGGACCUCAACUUGUAGCUGGAAGAUAUGGAUAUAGCGAAAAAGAAUUUGAUCACAUUCAAGUGAUCAAUCCUAACACGAGGCGACCAAGAGCUGCCACAACACUGAGUCAGGGAGCUGAUAUGGUUUACCAGACGCCUAAACUUUUACCAGCAGUAUUCAAAUGGGAAGGUGGCGGAAAAGAUAUUUACUUAGCUGGAAGUUUUAAUAAAUGGGCCAAAAUACCUCUUGUCAAAAGUCAUGGUGAUUUUCUAACAAUUAUAGAAUUACCAGAAGGUGAACAUCAGUACAAGUUUUUUGUUGAUGGGUCAUGGCAGCACAACCCUUCAGAGCCUGUGUUGACAGAUACUCAAGGAAGUGUAAGCAACUCAAUACAAAUUAGGAAAGCAGAUUUUGAAGUGUUUGAAGCUUUAGCUUUAGAUAGCCUAUAUGUAAAAAAUUCUAAAAAAGACAAAGGCCGAGAAAGUUUAGAUGAUGAAUAUGGACAGGAAGUACCAGUCAGGAAACCAGGAGAGAAAGUCACUGGACCACCUAUUCUUCCUCCACAUUUGUUACAAGUCAUACUUAAUAAAGAUAUUCCUGCCCAUUGUGAACCAACCUUAUUACCAGAACCUAAUCAUGUUAUGUUGAAUCACUUGUAUGCCUUAUCAAUAAAGGAUGGAGUUAUGGUACUGAGUGCAACUCAUCGAUUUAGGAAAAAAUAUGUGACAACAUUACUAUAUAAACCAAUUUAGGUGUACAUAUUUAUAUAAUUAAUUAAACCAAGUGCAGAGUGAUUGCAAUAUUAAAUGAUAAUAAUGUGACAGAAAAGUGAUGAAUGCUGGAUGUAGAUAUUGCUGUAUGUAUAUGAUGUUAAAACAUUGAUAAAUUGAAUGUGACAAAGAUCUCUAUUUGCACGAGGAAUUGCCAAUAUAGUAUGUCUCAUUUACCACCUGCCAAUAUCAUCGCUGAAGAACAAAUGGUAUUUGUCCCUGCAUUAUUGGUUUCUUAUAAUCAUUAUUCUCCAGAAUGUGUGAUAGUCUUUUUUUUUU
This is a messenger RNA of Mytilus trossulus (common blue mussel), 1438 nucleotides long. Its product is annotated as 5'-AMP-activated protein kinase subunit beta-1-like. The coding region runs from base 362 to 1141 and encodes 259 amino acids. Gene Ontology annotation, cellular component: cytoplasm; nucleotide-activated protein kinase complex; nucleus. Lineage: Eukaryota; Metazoa; Mollusca; Bivalvia; Mytilida; Mytilidae. Gene Ontology annotation, biological process: signal transduction. The record is from RefSeq and is a predicted model, not a curated record. The transcript has 7 exons. Gene Ontology annotation, molecular function: protein kinase binding.